AUGGGAGCCGGAGCGAGCGCCGAGGAGAAGCAUUCUCGAGAGUUGGAGAAGAAACUGAAGGAAGAUGCAGAAAAGGAUGCCAGGACAGUGAAACUGCUCCUACUUGGAGCUGGAGAAUCUGGGAAAAGCACCAUUGUAAAACAGAUGAAAAUUAUCCAUCAGGAUGGUUAUUCCCUUGAAGAAUGCCUGGAGUUUAUCAUCAUUAUUUACGGUAACACACUUCAGUCCAUGCUGGCCAUCGUCAAAGCUAUGAACACACUGAACAUCCAAUAUGGUGACCCUGCCCGACAGGAUGACGCCCGAAAACUCAUGCACCUGGCAGACACCAUUGAUGAAGGUACCAUGCCCAAAGAGAUGGCAGACAUCAUUGGUCGCUUGUGGAAGGACACGGGUAUCCAGGCCUGCUUUGACCGCGCUUCUGAAUAUCAGCUCAAUGAUUCAGCAGGAUACUAUCUAAAUGACCUGGAAAGAUUGGUGACCCCAGGGUAUGUCCCCACUGAACAGGAUGUUCUGAGGUCCAGAGUGAAGACCACCGGCAUUAUCGAAACACAAUUUGGACUCAAAGAUCUCAACUUUAGGAUGUUUGAUGUGGGAGGUCAGCGAUCUGAGCGUAAGAAGUGGAUCCACUGCUUUGAAGGUGUCACCUGCAUCAUCUUUAUUGCUGCUCUGAGUGCAUACGAUAUGGUCCUGGUGGAAGACGAUGAAGUGAACAGAAUGCAUGAAAGUCUGCACCUCUUCAAUAGUAUCUGCAACCAUCGUUACUUCGCCACCACUUCCAUUGUACUUUUCCUCAAUAAAAAAGACGUCUUCACAGAGAAGAUCAAGAAGGCCCAUCUCAGCAUCUGCUUCCCAGACUAUGACGGUCCAAACACAUAUGAAGACGCUGGGAACUACAUUAAGACUCAAUUCCUGGAGCUGAACAUGCAACGAGAUGUGAAGGAAAUCUACAGCCACAUGACCUGCGCUACCGACACAGAGAACGUCAAGUUUGUGUUUGACGCGGUCACAGACAUUAUCAUCAAAGAGAACCUGAAGGACUGUGGCCUGUUCUAAGGAGAUCCCUCCAGAAUUUCCGUUGAGGGUUUUGCCCAGAACAUUCUCUCGUCCUUCCACCCCAAAAAGCCUCAGAACAAGGAGCUUGUUACCCUCCCCCUCC
This is a messenger RNA of Bufo bufo (common toad), 1156 nucleotides long. RefSeq names its product G protein subunit alpha transducin 1 (gene GNAT1). The transcript is spliced from 9 exons. Gene Ontology annotation, molecular function: GTP binding; GTPase activity; G protein-coupled receptor binding. Gene Ontology annotation, biological process: adenylate cyclase-modulating G protein-coupled receptor signaling pathway. The record is from RefSeq and is a predicted model, not a curated record. Gene Ontology annotation, cellular component: heterotrimeric G-protein complex. The coding region runs from base 1 to 1053 and encodes 350 amino acids. Lineage: Eukaryota; Metazoa; Chordata; Amphibia; Anura; Bufonidae.